UUUGAAUACUCUUAGCACCUUGUAUUCAUAUGCCAUUCUUUAUACAUGAACUUGUGUAGUCAUAGAGAAAAUGUUCAUUUAUAUGAUCAAACUAACGAGGUAAAAAAAUGAGAAGAAUGGAUACUUUGAUAGGUGUUCUUUCAAUUGCCCUUUUGCUCUGUUUUCAAGUAUGCUUUGCAAAAGAAGCUGCUGAGCAUAUAACCAUUCCAGUGAAUGUUGGAGUGGUUCUUGAUGCGCAUACAGAGAUUGGUAAGAUGGGGAUGAAAUGCAUCUCGAUGGCCUUGUCAGACCUGUAUGCUUCUCAUGGUUCCUCCUACAAAACAAGGCUUGUUCUGAACAGAAGGGACUCCAAAGGAACUGUAGUUGGUGCUGCUGCUGCAGCACUUGAUCUACUGAAAAAUGUGGAGGUGCAAGCUAUUUUGGGGCCGAUGACAUCUAUGCAAGCAAACUUUGUUAUCAAUCUUGGAGAUGUUGCUCAAGUACCUAUAAUCUCAUUUUCUGCAACAAGCCCUUCACUUUCCUACACUCGAAGUGAGUUUUUCUUUCGGGCAACUCUGAAUGACUUGUCUCAAGUACAAGCCAUAAGUGCUUUUAUUCAUGCCUUUGGAUGGAAAGCAGCAGUGCCUAUUUAUGUUCACAAUGAAUUUGGAGAAGGAAUCAUCCCUUUUCUUAAUGAUGCAUUGGAAAAAAUCAACACCAAUCUUCCCUACCGAAGUGUUAUCCAUCCAUUAGCUAGCGACGAUGAAAUCCUUAAAGAGCUUUACAAGCUAAUGACUAUGCAAACUCGAGUUUUCAUCGUUCACAUGCCAUUCUCACUCGGCUCAAGGCUUUUCAUGAAAGCAAAAGAAAUCGGAAUGAUGAGUAAGGGAUAUGUUUGGAUCACUACGGAUGGAAUGACUAAUUUCUUGAGGUUGGAGAAUUCAGCAAUUGCAAGAUCAAUGCAAGGUGUAAUUGGAAUAAAACCUCAUGUUCGAGUAACUAAAAGGCUGCAAGCUUUUUCUUACAGAUGGAGAUACAACUCUCAAGAAGAGGCUUCCAUUCAAGACUUAAAUAUCUACGGUUUGUGGGCAUAUGAUGCAACUAUUGCACUAGCAAUGGCAGUAGAGAAGAUUGGACCAAGACAUUUCUCAUUCCAGAAAAUCAAUGUCUCUAAUGGUUCAAUGGAUCUUGAUAGUUUACCGGUUUCAACAGUUGGGAAGGACCUCCAACAUGCAUUGGUGGACACUAGAUUUACUGGCAUUUCUGGAGAUUUCCACUUUAAAAAUAGGCAAUUGGAUACAUCCAUAUUUGAGAUAAUCAAUGUGGUUGGUAAAGAAAAGAAGGUGAUAGGAAUUUGGACAACAGAAAAUGGGAUUCCAAGAAACUUAACAAGUAUGAGUGGUGAUCCAAUCCUUCCAUCUUCAGCAGCCAGUCUUGAUAUUUUGUGGCCAGGUGAUAGUAAAAGUAUUCCAAAAGGAUGGGUGAUUCCAACCAAUGAGAAGAAACUGAGAAUAGGGGUGCCGGUAAAGGAUGGUAGUAAAUUUGUAAGGGUCAUAAAUGAUCUGAAAUCUAAUACGUCAAAGGUCUCGGGAUUUAGCAUAGACAUCUUUGAUGCUGUUAUGGCAACACUACCCUACUAUGUUCCAUAUGACUACGUUCCAUUUGAGAAUGCGGAUGGCAAAAGCGCUGGAAGCUAUGAUGAUAUGAUUUACCAAGUUUACCUUGGGAAUUUUGAUGCAGUUGUUGGAGAUAUUACAAUUAUUGCAAAUAGAUCAAACUAUGUGGACUUCACCCUGCCAUAUACCGAGUCUGGUGUAACAAUGAUUGUUCCUGUCAAAGACAAGAAGCAAAACACUGCUUGGGUUUUCUUGAAGCCAUUGACCUGGGAUCUAUGGUUAACGAGCGUAUGCUUCUUCAUUUUCUUUGCCUUUGUGAUCUGGAUUCUUGAAAGAAAAUCAAAUGAAGAAUUUGGACAAACUCCUCCUCAACAACUAGGCACAAGCCUAUGGUUUUCGUUCUCAACAAUGGUUUUUUCGCAACGAGAAAAAGUGGUGACUGGCUUAGCAAGGUUUGUGGUGAUUAUAUGGUGCUUCGUGGUUCUAAUUCUAACACAAAGCUACACAGCUAGUUUAACUUCAAUGCUGACAGUGUCACAACUGGAGCCUACCUUAACAAGUAUAGAUCAGCUCAUACAGGAUGGGGUAAAAGUUGGCUAUCCAAAAGGUUCUUUUGUAUUGGCUCUCUUAAGACACUUGAAUUUCAAUGAGGCCAACCUCAAAAUGUAUCACAACAUGGAUGACUUGCACAAUGCUUUCUUAGAUGGACGUAUUGCUGCAGCCUUUGAUGAACUUCCCUAUAUGAAGCCCUUUGUUGCAAAAUAUUGCUCAAAAUAUACUAUGGUUGCACCAACACUUAAGGCUGGUGGAUUUGGAUUUGUCUUCCCUAAAGGUUCCCCUCUCUUGCCGGAUGUUUCUAGGGGUAUUUUGAUCAUCACUGAAGAGCCAGAAAUGUCAAAAUUUGAGAAAGGAUGGUUUGGGGAACAAAUUAUUUGCCCAGAUCUGACAACUACCACAUCAUCAAAUCGUGUUGAUGUGAACAGUUUUUGGGGUCUAUUCCUCAUUGUUGGAGCUGCUUCAAUGCUAGCCCUGGUUGUAUUUUCUUCUAUAUCACUUUAUGAGCAUAGAAAUUUGUUUAUGGGCUCAGGAAAAAGUAAGCGCAUUGAUCCAAUCCCUACCAUCAGUCUAUCCAAUGGUUCAGAAGAAAUAGAGGGCAGUUGUAAAGACAAGGAAGAUUCCGUAAUUAACCAUAGUCAACAAAAUAGCAUGUCAAGAAGUGCCAGUGUCGAGGAUAACGAAGAAAUGUAGGAUAAAUAACUGAUUUGAAAGCCAAAUUGGGACAUAUCCUAGAAGUUGUACAUUCAGUUCAAAUAAAUUUUGAUACAAUUACUUGGUUAAA
Coffea eugenioides is the source of this 2934-nucleotide messenger RNA. Its product is annotated as glutamate receptor 2.7-like. Bases 108 to 2843 code for a protein of 911 amino acids. Gene Ontology annotation, cellular component: plasma membrane. The record is from RefSeq and is a predicted model, not a curated record. NCBI's taxonomy places the organism in Eukaryota, Viridiplantae, Streptophyta, Magnoliopsida, Gentianales, Rubiaceae. Gene Ontology annotation, molecular function: glutamate-gated receptor activity. The transcript is spliced from 5 exons.